CGACCUUCCAUAUCCUUACAAUGUACGCGUAUAACUCCAAGUUUCUACCCCCUCGAUUGCUCUCAACACGGACUGUACUAGGCUCUCGAACCUCAUAUCUCUGAAGAGAUCAUGAAGCUUCAUCACCAAAAACACCAUCAGACGUACGUCAAUGGCCUGAAUGCCGCCGAAGAAUCCUACUCCAAGGCCGAAACUCCAAAGGCAAAAAUAGCCCUUCAGCCAGCGCUCAAGUUCAACGGUGGAGGUCACAUCAAUCACACACUCUUCUGGAAGAACCUCGCUCCUGCAAACGGUGAUGGGGGGAAACUACCCGACGGUCCACUCAAGCAGGCUAUUGAACGUGAUUUUGGUUCGCUCGAGGAAUUCAAGAAGUCGUUCAACGCCAAAACUGCCGCAAUUCAGGGAAGCGGAUGGGGUUGGCUUGGAUACAACGCGACCACGAAGAAGCUCGAAAUUGUUACCACUCCCAACCAGGACCCUCUUAUUCAGCAUGCCCCAAUCAUUGGUGUGGACAUUUGGGAACACGCCUUUUACCUCCAAUACAAGAACGUCAAGCCCGAUUACUUGAACGCGAUUUGGAAUGUGAUUAACUUUAAGGAGGCUGAGAAGAGGUUUGUUGAGGCGUCCAAGUGAACAGUUGUAUCGUAUACGAGUACAUAGCGCGAUAAUACUAUUUUCCUGAACUCAACGGA
Molecule: messenger RNA, 692 nt
Organism: Marasmius oreades (fairy-ring Marasmius)
Lineage: Eukaryota; Fungi; Basidiomycota; Agaricomycetes; Agaricales; Marasmiaceae
Exons: 6
Coding region: 112-633 (173 amino acids)
Biological process (GO): superoxide metabolic process
Cellular component (GO): mitochondrion
Molecular function (GO): metal ion binding; superoxide dismutase activity
Source: RefSeq, a predicted model, not a curated record